AAAUGGGGAGAGAUUAUACUUGGUUUUAUUAUUUUCCAAUUUCAUAUCAGCAGACAAAGAUUACAACAAUACUGGACCCCAUUCUCUUUCUCUUUUGCUAUAUAUCCAUAUAGAGUUGAACGUUGGAGGUAAAGUGUGAUAGAAGAUAAACAGAUCGAGCUUUGAUAAAAUUAUAGCAGCCAAGAGGAAAAACAAGCAGCAAUCAGUCAGUCAGUCUUUUAAUGGAGGUGGGUUUUAUUUGGGAGGUGUACUUGGUGCUGCUCUUGGUCUUGGCUGCUUCAUUUGCUCUCUACAUUUUGCUCAAGAGAGCAAAUGCUUGGUUUUAUGAGCGUAGAUUGGGUGAAAAGCGACUGUCUCUCCCUCCAGGCGAUCUGGGUUUGCCUUUAAUUGGAAACAUGUGGUCCUUCCUCAGAGCUUACAAGUCUGGUGAUCCCGAUUCCUUCAUCUCCACCUUUCUUCAGAGAUAUGGUCGAACUGGAGUAUACAAGGCCUUCAUGUUCGGAAGCCCAAGUAUAAUGGUUACAUUACCAGAAUCCUGCAGGCAGGUUCUAAUGGAUGAUGAAACAUUUGGACCCGGUUGGCCUAAGGCCACUUGUGAUCUCAUCGGAAGGAAGUCUUUUAUAGGCAUUUCCGACGAGGAACACCGGCGUCUGCGGCGUCUAACAGCUGCUCCAGUUAAUGGGCAAGAGGCAUUAUCUGUGUAUCUUGGGUAUAUUGAGGACUGUGUAAAAUCUGCAUUGGAGAAAUGGGCUGGUAUGGAGACAAUUGAGUUCUUAACUGAGCUGAGGAAGCUUACUUUUAAGAUAAUCAUGUACAUAUUUCUCAGUUCUGAGAGUGAGCAUAUAAUGGAGGCUCUGGAGAAGGAAUAUACAGCUCUAAAUUAUGGAGUAAGAGCAAUGGCCAUUAAUCUCCCCGGAUUUGCAUAUCACAAAGCUCUCAAGUCUCGGAAAAACCUUGUAGCAAUUCUUAAUUCGGUUGUGAAAGAGAGAAGGCAGAGGAUGAUGAGUUGUCCACCUCCGGCAAAGAAAGACAUGAUGGAUGUUCUCAUGUAUGUCGAAGAUGAGAAUGGCAGAAGGCUGAGCGACGACGAGAUCAUCGAUGUUCUAGUCAUGUACUUGAAUGCUGGCCAUGAAUCUUCUGCCCACAUUACAAUGUGGGCCACUGUCUUACUACAGAAACAUCCAGAGUUGUUCCAAAAGGCAAAGGCAGAGCAAGAGGAGAUUGUAAGGAACCGACUACCCACACAGAAAGGUUUGACGCUCAAGGAAAUUAGACAAAUGGAUUAUCUUUCCAAGGUGAUUGAUGAAACACUGCGUCUCAUUAAUAUAUCACUAGUAGUAUUCCGGGAGGCUAGAAAGGAUGUCAAUAUCAGUGGUUACAGCAUACCCAAGGGAUGGAAAGUUUUGGUUUGGUUCAGGAGUGUUCACUUGGAUGCUGAAAUUUACCCUAAUCCAAAGGAAUUUAAUCCUUCUAGAUGGGAUGGGUAUACACCCAAAGCAGGAACCUACCUUCCCUUUGGAGCAGGAAGCAGGCUGUGCCCUGGAAAUGAUCUUGCCAAGCUAGAGAUCUCUAUUUUCCUCCACUAUUUUCUUCUUAAUUAUCAGCUUGAGCGGCUUAACCCAGAAUGCCCAGUGAGGUACUUGCCUCAUACAAGGCCCAUAGACAAUUGCUUAGCAAGAAUCAGAAAGAUUUCAUCACCAGCUAUGUAGACUGGAAGAAAAAGAAAAGCAAUAACAGCAUGUGUUAUGCUUCUUAUUUAUCCAUAAAAAGGAUUGAAUUCUAAAUAUUUUUUUUGAUUGUCAAGAUGAUUUGGUAAUGGAAAGUGUAGAUUAUUUGCUGUUA
Messenger RNA from Nelumbo nucifera (sacred lotus), 1842 nucleotides. Its product is annotated as ent-kaurenoic acid oxidase 2-like. NCBI's taxonomy places the organism in Eukaryota, Viridiplantae, Streptophyta, Magnoliopsida, Proteales, Nelumbonaceae. Gene Ontology annotation, biological process: brassinosteroid biosynthetic process; brassinosteroid homeostasis; sterol metabolic process. The record is from RefSeq and is a predicted model, not a curated record. Gene Ontology annotation, molecular function: heme binding; ent-kaurenoic acid monooxygenase activity; iron ion binding. Gene Ontology annotation, cellular component: endoplasmic reticulum.